Meloidogyne enterolobii is the source of this 2258-nucleotide messenger RNA. The record is from the annotation of a GenBank genome assembly. NCBI's taxonomy places the organism in Eukaryota, Metazoa, Nematoda, Chromadorea, Rhabditida, Meloidogynidae.
CAUUACAUCAAAAUGUUAGCACACGAUUUUCUUAAGAAGAAUGAUCGGGAUUUUGUGCCAGCUUCUUCACGGCAAGUUUUUUUAUUAAAUUAAUAUUUUUCAUUUUUUUUUUCAGCUCCGCGUGGUACUUUCUUAUUCUUAUCAUGGCCAAAAUAUGCAGGUGUACAGGUAUUUUCUUCACCGAUAUCCUUGCCAAACAAGUACACGUUAUUGGUUUACUUUGGUUUGCAAAGGCAAUAGCAUCUGCCGUUCUUUUGCCCACGCAAAAGCCCUUUUCCUCUGGCCGUUCAAUUAGGAAGUCUCUGCAAGUAAGAAUAGCACAAUUGGCUCUUUUUAACACACUGGUCGAAAUAAUUUGGUUUUAUGGCAUUACAUUCUGCGGUCCAUUCCGCUCCAUUCUCGUCUUUGAGCAAAGCCCUACAGUUUUAUUAGUUGCUCUAAUGUUUUUAGUAAAUGGAGGUGGGAAUGCAGCAAAAAUGCGUGGUGUUUUUUAUUUGUGUGUUGGAUGGAUUGUUCUAUUUUUCAUGGAUUCUGAUGCCUCAAACGCUCCCAAUCACUCUGAAGCAUAUAAACAUCAAAGUGGUCUCAAUCAUAUUUUUUACCAUAUUCUUGGAUGGUUUGGAAUUUCUGAUCAUUGUGGUGGCGUUCUUUUGUUGAUGUUAGCCGUCAUUUUUCGUAUGGUUUAUGACUCCAAUUUCAGACAUUUAGCUGUGGAGAUUGGCGGCCCAAAAAGGCUAUAUGCGAUGAUUUGUGUUCUUUCAUCGAUGCUACUUACGCCAUUUGCAGUAUUGUCGCUUGUUCUUAGCUCGUCAUCAAUCGGUUCCUAUUUCGAAUUUCCACUUCUUCUAUUCAUGUCUACUGCGUUCGUAAUGAUUGUGGAUUUUUACGCGGAGCAUAUAUGCUUUCAGCACGUAGCUGAUCCGGUCAUGGCGAUUGCUCGUUGGUCUCCUAUAACAAUGUUUUUGGCGUCCCUUUUGAUCACUUGGCUAUGGGUAGAUGGAUCGGCAACUGGCAGUCAUACAAUCAGUGCAGGAUCAUUAAUAGCUGUUGCUUGCUUUUGCCUAGCCUCGUAUGUGUUCACUUCUCAGGAUUCCCCUCGUUCUAUGGGAGGUCAUUUCAUUGGUAUAUCUGAAGAAGGAAUGCCUCUUUACACACAUGGUGAAGCAUUCCUUCAUAAAACAUCUCGUUCACUCCUACACUUUUUUCAUGAAACAAUCACCGAAAUUCUGGCAAACAGUGAUUCUCGACGAAUUUUUUGGUUUUUAUGUGCUAACUUGGCUUUCUGUGGUGUUGAGUUUCUUUAUGGUUUUUUGACUAAUUCUCUUGGGCUUAUUUCUGAUGGUUUUCAUAUGCUCUUUGAUUGUUCAGCACUUGUCAUGGGCUUGGUUGCUUCUGUGAUGGCACGCUGGACUGCUAGUCGGCAUUUCUCUUAUGGUUAUGGCCGAGUUGAAGUUUUGUCAGGUUUUAUAAACGCCCUAUUUUUGAUUGUUAUUGCUAUGUUUAUUUUCUUGGAAGCACUUGAACGCCUGUACGACCCUCCCGAUGUCCACACUGAUAAAUUAUUGUUUGUUGCCGUUGCUGGUCUUCUUGUUAAUCUUUUUGGCAUGUAUGCGUUUCAUGGUGGACAUGGACAUUCACAUGGUGGAGGGCAUGGACACUCACAUGGUGGAGGGCAUGGGCAUUCACAUUCAAGUAGUGAUGGCGGAGAUCACGGUCAUUCACAUGGUGGAAAUGCAAAUAUGCAAGGCGUUUUUCUUCAUGUUCUGGCUGAUACCCUCGGAUCAGUUUUUGUUAUCGCUAGUACACUACUUAUUCAAAAUUUUGGCUGGCAAUGGGUUGAUCCAUUAUGUUCUUUGAUCCUUUCACUGCUGAUUCUGGGCUCUGUGAUUCCUCUUCUUAAAUCUUCAUCUUCAGUGUUGUUACAAAGUAUUCCUGAUGGUUUGGACGAGAGCAGUUACGAAAAGAUUUCGAAUGAGAUUCGAGCCAUAGACGGUGUACUUGACUUUUCCGACUUUCAUUGCUGGCAAUUAAAAGCAGGAACAAAUUAUUGCAGCAUACAUAUCCAAGCGCAUCCACAAUCAAAUGAACAACUUUUGCGUCAUCAAGUUCAACAGCUGCUGCUCAAACGUCAUCAACUCAAACAAAUCACUGUACAAGUAGAAAAGGAGAGUGCAUUAUUGCUCAAAAGCUCAGAUAAAUUCCAACAACAAAACCCAAACGAAAAUUCUACUUCUUUUCAUUUAAAAAUUGAGAAUUGA